Molecule: messenger RNA, 448 nt
Organism: Olea europaea var. sylvestris
Lineage: Eukaryota; Viridiplantae; Streptophyta; Magnoliopsida; Lamiales; Oleaceae
Product: troponin T-like
Exons: 3
Coding region: 4-228 (74 amino acids)
Source: RefSeq, a predicted model, not a curated record
UGCAUGUCACCUGAUGAAGAGAAGAUGACUCGUCGUUCUCCUUUAGAUUUCCAAAUCGAAUGGGAUAGGCCAAAGCCUGGACGAAGGCCCGACAUCUUCCCCCAAUUCAGCCCGAUGAAAACUCCAUUACCACCGCCGAUGCCGGCUGACCCUCCAGAAGAAGAUGAGGAGGAAGAAGAAGAAAGGAAAGAGGAAGAGGAGGAAGACCCUGAAAAGCCUGAACAAUAGCCCACAAGGAUAUCUUCUUUCGACAUCCUACCAUGACUAGUACCUGCAGCUUAUCUAUAUCGAUGACAUACCACCAUGGUAUUAAGUUUAAAAGGAGAUUAUGAGAUAAUAGAAAAAUGUCUUUUUGCAGGGCGUCUCCAUUCGUUUUGUAGUCGAAAUUACCUUUGUUUUCAACCAUGUCAGUUAAAGUUACACCUAAGAAUUAGUUAAUAUUUUUGGA